This is a messenger RNA of Aspergillus ruber CBS 135680, 1584 nucleotides long. Its product is annotated as DUF2417 domain-containing protein. The record is from RefSeq and is a predicted model, not a curated record. The coding region runs from base 1 to 1584 and encodes 527 amino acids. The transcript is spliced from 2 exons. Lineage: Eukaryota; Fungi; Ascomycota; Eurotiomycetes; Eurotiales; Aspergillaceae.
AUGGUUUCGCUUUGGGGCAAGAAUAACGACAAUGGAAACCGAGAAGACCAGCAGGAUCAUGAAGAUGAACAGCCAGUUACAAGACAGCAACAAGAGGCAGACGAACGAACACGGUUGCUACCACGAGAUAACCAGGCUUAUCUGAGCCCUGACGAUCCUGCUGUCUCCCCAUACAACAUCUGGGGCAUACGAGCCCUACGAGGAUUAUCAGCCUUAUUCCUCGCCAUCAGCUUCGUCUGGUGGACAUUCCUUCUCGUUUCUCUCUUCGUCAACCCGCCAGUGUUGCAUACCCGUGGCUCCGGCUUCUUCCCGUUUGCCUAUACCACGUUGACCACCGGAUACCUCGUUAUCGCAUUGCUAUUCUUCUCCAUUCCAUCGAAGCCAAUGACAAUCUGGGGAGCCAUUAUCUCAGUCUUCCUCCUCGUCGACAUGUGCAUCAUCCUUGGAGUCCCCGGUCUCCGUGUUGAGGAAGGAUGGGUCGGAAUCGCAUCAGUAGUCUGGGCCACGUUCAUCGCCCUAUUCAACGUCAUCCAAAACCACUCCGUCGGCUGGGGCAAGCGCGAGGAGGAAGAACGACUCACCGGCCGUGAAGAAACCCGCCGACCACUCGGAGAAUGGGUAGCCGUCUUGAUCGAAAUCGUCAUCAUGGGCGUCCUGGCUAUCGUUUCAAUUCUCUUCACGCUAACCCUCAUCCUCCGCGCCCGGGACGCCUCCCUCGAAGUUCCAGGCAAGAAAUACCUCGUCCACGGUGACGCCUACCAAGUUCACCUAACCUGCGUCGGCGAAACGUCCAAUAAAAACGGCAAGGGUGACCCGAUCCCCACCAUCCUCAUCGAAGGCGGCGAAGAACCAGUCGAACAAUCCCUCCAGCCCUUCAUCGACGACGCGUACCAAAACGGUUCCAUUCAGCGCUACUGCUACUGGGACCGUCCGGGUCUCGCCUGGUCUGACAAUGCACCCUCCCCGCAUUCCGCCGGAAUGGCCUCUGACGCCCUCUCCGAGGCCCUCGCCCUAGCCGGCGAAGAGGGGCCUUGGAUCCUCGUCUCUGCGGGUGUAGGCGGUAUCUACAGUCGUAUCUUCGCUAGUCGCCAUCUUCUCGAAGUCAAGGGCUUCCUGCUCAUCGAUACCCUACACGAAGACCUCCUCAAGGAUCUUGGCAGGCCCGGCCGCGGCUUCGUCAUCUGGCUUCGAGGUAUCAUCUCCCCACUUGGGUUGGACAGAAUCGCCGGCGCAAUAUUCAAGGGCCGCUCGCGCGAGGACCGCGUCUUCGGCCGGUCCGCGUAUCAAACCGGUAGCUUCAUCCGCGCCAAGUUACAAGAGAAUCUCGCCGCGCAGACUAUCACGUACUCUGAAAUCCGCACGGCGCAACAUGUCCAGAUGCCUGAUACGCCAGUUGUGGUUGUUAGUUCUGGGACUGAAGUCCGGAGGAAUGACCAGUGGGCGAAGAAGCAGGAGGAACUUACUAAGAUCACGGAUAAUUUGAAGGAUUGGGAUAUUGUUCGGGGUGCGCCACAUGAGAUUUGGAGGGCUGCGGAGGGGAGGGCUAUUUUGGAGAAGAGAUUGCGCGAGUUGGUUGAGGUUUGA